Linum trigynum is the source of this 821-nucleotide messenger RNA. The record is from the annotation of a GenBank genome assembly. Lineage: Eukaryota; Viridiplantae; Streptophyta; Magnoliopsida; Malpighiales; Linaceae.
UCAUGACUUCUAAUAUUGGCCAGCGCCACGUUGAUGCUCGCGGAUUCGGAUGUGAGGCAGGGGAUCUCGCAGGACCUGACAGGGAUUUUCAGAGCGCAGCUGCUGUGCCGAAUCGAAGAGAUCGUGCUGUUCAGGAUGCUGGCGAAGGAGGAUCUGAUGAGGAUGGUUGAGGUUAUGGUGAGGGAGCUGGCGGACAGGAUGAAGAAGUCGAAGUCGAUCGAAGUCGAGGUGACGGAUGAGCUGAAGAACAGGGUGAUAACAGUAGGUCGCGGUGCUAAGGAAUUGAAGUGGGCGUUCUCCCGGCUGGUGGAAGAUCCUUUGGCGGAUCGUUUCUUGAAAGACAAUCUCCAUUACCGUGGUGGAGUACGAUCCUUUUUACGAGUCUCUGUUUACGUCUCUUGCAUCUACAUUCAGGAAUCUGACUGGAGAAUUUGGUUGGGGCUGUUGGUCGAAACGAUCAUUUUUUCUGAGUCUUUGUUUAAGUCUCCUGCGUCUGCUUCAGGUUUCUGACUGGAUUUGUCGAUUGACGGAUCAAGCGAAUGAUAACGAAUCAAAUGACUAGGUUAACUGAGAUGCUAUCAUUCUUAGAGAAAGCUGCAGCCAGUUGUUAACAGUCUGAUGUACAGCGAUGAUCGACAAUUAUACGAAAACAAUUCCUAUGCGUCGCAAUUUUGAGAUCUUUUGGGCCAAUUUGAUCGUCAGUCACCAGCACAAAUAAGAUGACAAACAAUGAAAACAAAUGAUUUACUGAUAGCAACUAACUAUGAAUGCAGGUACAUCUGAAAGUAGGCUAGACCUUACAAUACAUGAGCAUGAAAAAA